AUGUCCCAAAAACACAUCCAUCUCCAACCGCGCAUGGUCAAGAAGCCUCCCUUCACCGUGGAGGUUCCAGGCUGUGAGCCGGUUCCAGGCGAGACCAUUCCCCGCAGAUUGCCCCAGGCCAAGGACGGCCUCAUCUUGAAGCCCUCCGAGGAUGUCUCGACGACCUAUGAGAACUUCCGCCGUUCCGCGCGCGUCUUUGGCAAUGCGAAGGCGGUCGGCAGCCGUCGCCUCAUCAAGACCCAUGUCGAGAAAAAGAAGGUGAAGAAGAUCGUCGACGGACAGGAGCAGGAGGUCGAGAAGCAGUGGACGUACUAUGAAAUGAGCGGCUACGAGUACAAGUCCUUUGUCGAGUAUGAACAGCUGGCCCUUCAACUCGGCGCGGGUCUGCGCAAGCUGGGCCUCGAAAAGGACCAGCGGAUUCACGUCUAUGGUGCUACUAGCGCCAACUGGCUGGCCAUGUCUCACGGUGCCGCCUCCCAGUCGAUGCCCAUCGUCACCGCGUAUGAUACCCUCGGCGAAGCCGGAUUGAAGCACUCGAUUGUCCAGACCUCCAGUAUCGCCAUGUUCUGCGACCCUAACCUGAUCUCCUCCGUCAAGAAUGUGCUCGGCGAUGCCAAGUCGAUCCAGUACGUGAUUUACAACUCCGAUAUGGACGUAAAGCAGGAAGACCUGGACGCUCUGAAGAAGGAUUUCGACUACCUCACUAUCCUGAGCUUUGAGGAACUCCGGAAGCUGGGUGAGGACAACCCAGUGGACCCUGUUCCUCCCAGCCCCGAGGACCUCUGUUGCAUCAUGUACACCUCCGGCUCGACGGGUCCUCCCAAGGGUGUCCCUCUCACCCAUGCCAACGUCAUUGCAGCGACUGCGGGUAUCAACGAGAUCGUGGGUCCGUACAUUGGCCCGUCCGACGCGCUUUUGACCUACCUCCCUCAGUCCCAUAUCCUGGAGUUCAUGUUCGAGAACCUCUGCUUGUUCUGGGGUGGUACCAUGGGUUACGGUAACCCCCGCACGCUGUCCGACAACUCCAUGCGUAACUGCAAGGGUGAUAUCCGCGAAUUCAAACCCACCAUUCUCGUUGGCGUGCCGGCGGUCUGGGAAACCGUGAAGAAGGGUGUGCUCAACAACCUGAACAAGGCCAACUUCUUCGUGCGAAGCCUGUUCUGGGGCGCCAUGUCUGCCAAGAACUUCUUGAUGACGACCGGCUUCCCCGGUGCUGGCGCUGGUGCCUCGGUCCUGGACGCCGUCGUCUUCCGCAAGCUGAAGGAGGCUACCGGUGGUCGUCUGCGCAUUGUCAUGAACGGCGGCGGUCCCAUCUCGAAGGAGACGCAGAAGUUCCUGUCGAUGGCUAUCGCCCCCAUGAUCAGCGGUUAUGGAUUGACCGAGACCUCCGCCAUGGGCGCCCUCAACGAUCCUCAGGCCUGGAACCCGGAUGCCCUGGGCGAUAUCCCCGCUUCGAUUGAGGUGAAGCUCGUCGACUUCCCCGACGCAGGAUACUUCACCAAGAGCAACCCGCCGCAGGGAGAGAUCUUCAUCCGCGGCGGCAGUGUGGCCAAGUCGUACUGGGAGAAUGAGGAGGAGACCAAGGCUGCGUUCACUGACGACGGCUGGUUCAUGACCGGCGAUAUCGGCGAGUUUGACAAGUACGGCCAUCUGAAGAUCAUUGACCGCAAGAAGAACCUGGUCAAAACCCUCAACGGCGAAUACAUUGCCCUGGAGAAGCUCGAGUCGGUGUACCGCUCGUCUCCGGUCGUCGGCAACAUCUGCGUGUACGCCGCGGAGGACCAGGACAAGCCGAUCGCCAUUAUUGUUCCAGUCGAAGCUGCCCUGAAGAAGAUCGCCAGCGACAACAACAUCCCCGGUGACGGCCUCGAGUCCCUGGUGCACAACGAGACCCUGAAAUCGAUUGUCCUGAAGCAGCUGCAAACUGCCGGCCGUGCUGCGGGCCUGAAGGGGGUUGAGAUCAUCAACGGCGUGGUCCUGUCUGACGAGGAGUGGACGCCUCACAACGGUUACAUGACUGCGGCGCAGAAGCUCCAGCGCAAGAAGAUCGUUAACCACUUCAAGGCUGACGUCGACCGCGCGUAUGGCAAGAAAUAA
Molecule: messenger RNA, 2097 nt
Organism: Aspergillus terreus NIH2624
Lineage: Eukaryota; Fungi; Ascomycota; Eurotiomycetes; Eurotiales; Aspergillaceae
Gene: faa4
Product: long-chain fatty acid-CoA ligase FAA1
Exons: 5
Coding region: 1-2097 (698 amino acids)
Biological process (GO): long-chain fatty-acyl-CoA metabolic process; long-chain fatty acid metabolic process
Cellular component (GO): lipid droplet; endoplasmic reticulum; plasma membrane
Molecular function (GO): long-chain fatty acid-CoA ligase activity
Source: RefSeq, a predicted model, not a curated record